Messenger RNA from Hordeum vulgare subsp. vulgare (domesticated barley), 1330 nucleotides. Its product is annotated as expansin-A7. The record is from RefSeq and is a predicted model, not a curated record. Bases 100 to 888 code for a protein of 262 amino acids. Gene Ontology annotation, biological process: plant-type cell wall organization. The transcript has 3 exons. Gene Ontology annotation, cellular component: extracellular region. NCBI's taxonomy places the organism in Eukaryota, Viridiplantae, Streptophyta, Magnoliopsida, Poales, Poaceae.
CAACCCCCCACACCACUCCCCAGCGCCUCCGCCGUCCAAUCGCCUUCUCGCCGCCACCUGCUCUCUCACCGCGAGCACGCGCGUUCGCCCGGAGCGACGAUGGCCGCCGCAAUGCCGCCGCUCGCCCUCCUCGCGGCGCUGCUGCUGCUGUCGUCCCCCGCCGCGGCGCGCGUGCCCGGCGUGUACACCGGCGGCGACUGGCAGAGCGCGCACGCCACCUUCUACGGCGGCAGCGACGCCUCCGGCACCAUGGGCGGGGCGUGCGGGUACGGGAACCUGUACAGCCAGGGGUACGGGGUGAAUAACGCGGCGCUGAGCACGGCGCUGUUCAACGAGGGGCAGAGCUGCGGCGCGUGCUUCGAGAUCCGGUGCGUGAACCAGCCGGGCUGGGCGUGGUGCCUCCCGGGGAAGCCGUCCAUCGUCGUCACCGCCACCAACUUCUGCCCGCCCAACUACGCGCUCCCCUCCGACGACGGCGGCUGGUGCAACCCUCCCCGCCCCCACUUCGACCUCGCCAUGCCCAUGUUCCUCCACAUGGCCCAGUACCGCGCCGGCAUCGUCCCCGUCUCCUACCGCCGGGUGGCGUGCCGGAAGUCGGGAGGGGUGCGGUUCACGAUAAACGGGUUCAGGUACUUCAACCUGGUGCUGAUCACAAACGUGGCGGGGGCGGGGGACCUGGUGCGGGCCAGCGUGAAGGGGUCCAGCACCGGGUGGAUGCCCAUGUCGCGCAACUGGGGCCAGAACUGGCAGUCCAACGCCAUCCUCGUCGGCCAGACGCUCUCCUUCCGCGUCACCGCUAGCGACCGCCGCACCUCCACCUCCUGGAACGCCGCCCCCAACAACUGGCGCUUCGGACAGACCUUCGAGGGCAAGAACUUCAGGGUCUGAUCCCAUCAUCUUCUUCUCCGGCAACGGCCGCCCGCCCGCCUUACAUAUAUAAACGACUGCUACUACUACUACAUAUACUAGCGACUAGUGAGUGAGUGAGUGAGUAAUUACAAGGUUGGUGUGUUGUUUUUCCCGUCCUUGGUGGUGCGUGGCCUGUGAAUGCAGAUGCAAGGUGCAAGCAGGUUCAUACUUACUACGUACUACUACUAGUACUGGUAGCAAAAGUCUAGUCUUAAUUAGAAGGGUGAAGUGGGGAGAGUGGUGGCUGAAGUGGCUGCAAAGCUGCGGCUGAAAGAUGGGAGCCCGCAGCUGCUGCUUCUCCGGUGUCCUUCCCGUGCCGUGUCAUCUUUGUCUCCAUGGCACGCUGCUGUUACCACUACUCUACUCUACUACGAGUAUUUAUCAAUCAAUCAAUUAAUCAAUCAUGGACCUGAUUUAUAUA